Messenger RNA from Centropristis striata (black sea bass), 3693 nucleotides. RefSeq names its product ariadne homolog 2 (Drosophila) (gene arih2). The record is from RefSeq and is a predicted model, not a curated record. Gene Ontology annotation, cellular component: cytoplasm; ubiquitin ligase complex. Gene Ontology annotation, molecular function: ubiquitin protein ligase activity; zinc ion binding; ubiquitin conjugating enzyme binding. Bases 437 to 1972 code for a protein of 511 amino acids. Lineage: Eukaryota; Metazoa; Chordata; Actinopteri; Perciformes; Serranidae. The transcript has 15 exons. Gene Ontology annotation, biological process: protein polyubiquitination; ubiquitin-dependent protein catabolic process; positive regulation of proteasomal ubiquitin-dependent protein catabolic process.
AGAAACAGGAAGUGACGUCAUUGAUAAGUACCUCUGUGACCGUCGAUCUUCCGCCUAGCAGCCAAGCGGACGGAGUGUAAAUCGCUCUGUGGAUUUCCCCACACAAAAAACACUCCUGGUUGUCAACUCGAGCAGAAGCGACAUUUCUCUGAGAGUCUUUUCUACUGCACAGAUCGGCCUGUAACCAGCUUUCCAAAUGAGUGACGGGGAGUGUGACUUCUUCUGCUUCUUCCGCUGCUGCUGAGCGCGCUCUCUACGCGCCUCAGGCAGACAGGAAGGCAGCGUGUCUCUGACCAGUGACACAAGCAGGUGGAAAGGGGCGCUGGGGAGAAACGGAGGUGGAGCUUCAAACGAGCCAUUUCAGCCAAUUGGACCACUUGGAUCCGACAGGUAGGCGGGCCGUCUACCUGUCCGGGUGGUUGAUUCAAUCGACUGGAUGUCUGUGGACAUGAACAGCCAGGCGUCGGACAGCAACGAGGAAGACUUCGGGGUGAACUCUGAAGAAGAGGAAGAUGAGGACGAUGGGGGAGAAGAGGAGGAUCAGGGCGACAUUGCAGGCUACUAUGAGGGCGUGGCCAGCGACGUGGAGCAACAGGGCGCUGACUCCUUUGACCCAGAGGAGUACUUGUUCACCUGUCUGACCUACAAAGAGAGUCAGAGGGUGUUGAUAGAGGAGGUCAACACUGUGGCUACUGCACUGAAGGUUUUACCAGCAGUAGCAAAACUGAUCCUGGUGCAUCUUCACUGGCAGGUUUCAAAAAUACUGGACAGAUAUAAGUCCAAUUCUUCUCUGCUGUUGUCUGAUGCUCUGGUCCAGCCCAGCAGCACCUGCAGAUCAGUCACUGCCCCUCAGUCCCUCCAGUGUGGUGUGUGUCUACAGGUGGUACGGAGAGACUCCCUGCUGGCACUGCCCUGCCAGCACUCCUUCUGCAAAGCAUGCUGGGAGCAGCACUGCACUGUCCUGGUCAAAGAUGGCCUGGGAGUGGGUAUCUCGUGUAUGGCUCAGGACUGUUCCCUGCAGAUGCCAGAAGACUUUGUCCUGCCGCUGCUGCCAGGAGAGGAGCUAAAGGACAAAUACAGACGCUACCUCUUCAGAGACUACGUUGAGAGUCACUUCCAGUUGCAGUUGUGUCCAGGUGCAGACUGUCCCAUUGUCAUUAAGGUGCAGGAGCCCCGGGCGCGCAGGGUGCAGUGUAGCCGCUGCAGUGAAGUCUUCUGUUUUAAAUGCCGUCAGAUGUACCAUGCACCAACAGACUGCGCAACAAUUCGGAAAUGGCUGACCAAAUGUGCAGAUGACUCGGAGACGGCUAACUACAUCAGCGCACACACUAAAGAUUGUCCUAAGUGCAAUAUCUGCAUUGAGAAAAACGGAGGGUGCAAUCACAUGCAAUGCUCCAAGUGCAAACACGACUUCUGCUGGAUGUGUCUCGGUGACUGGAAGACUCACGGCAGUGAAUACUACGAGUGCAGCCGCUACAAAGAAAACCCAGAUAUAGUCAACCAGAGCCAGCAGGCUCAGGCCAGAGAGGCCCUCAAAAAAUACCUCUUCUACUUUGAGAGGUGGGAGAAUCACAACAAGUCUCUGCAGUUGGAGGCUCAGACGUACCAGAGGAUCCAGGAGAAGAUCCAGGAGCGAGUGAUGAACAACCUGGGGACCUGGAUCGACUGGCAGUACCUGCAUAAUGCUGCAAAGCUACUGGCUAAGUGUCGCUACACACUUCAGUAUACGUACCCUUAUGCCUAUUACAUGGAGUCCGGCCCACGCAAGAAACUGUUUGAGUACCAGCAGGCCCAGCUGGAAGCAGAAAUAGAAAACUUGUCGUGGAAGGUGGAGCGGGCCGACAGCUACGAGAGGGGAGUGGUGGGAGGCGAGGGGGAGCUCAGUGCCAGUGACAGAGGGGACCUGGAGAAUCAGAUGCACAUUGCUGAGCAGAGGCGACGCACGCUGCUGAAGGAUUUCCAUGACACCUGAGGCUCCAUCGCAACUGCAAAGCACCAGCAUCUCCCUCCUUACUUCCUUCCUUUUCUUUCUCACCUUCUACCUUUGCUUCCUACCAUGACCAUCCCCUCGGUGCAGUCAUACUGACCCUCAUUUUGCUUCUCUACACUCACUUAUUCGCAUCUUUCUUUGUCUUUCCCUCCUCUCACUCCCACAAUGCUGCAGGGUCACAGAAUGGCACGAUUGUAUCUCCCCUUACUCUUUUUAUCCCCAUCCUCACCUCAUGUACAUGUUUUGGCUCCAGAGCAUCACAUUCACGGUGGUUACACUUGUUACAGCUUUUCAGAUCUGAUCAUAAAGGUCAAACUUUGAGGUCUAGUUAUGUGUAAGUGGGAAUGCUUUGAUUCCACAUUUAGCAUUUAGACACUGACACAAACAGCUAAAGCUGCUGUUGGAGAGCUGUUAUUCUCCAACACUAUUCCUGUGAUACUGGAAUAAUGAGAGAGAAAAGGUGAAAUGAUGAAGAAGCUUUUGUUGUUAUACAGACAAGGCAGAUGGGGGGAAAGGGUGAAAUUUUUAUUUAAGGGGACUUUGCUAAUUGUGGAUCUGUAUUUGGUGGUUUCACAUAGACCAUAAUGAUUUUCUGGCAGUUGUACCUGUCGUACUUACUGGAUAAAACAUGCAAAGUUGAUUUUCUGAACGCAUUUCAGUUACCUCUAAGCUGCAAAAGAUUGAUUAAAAUAAAUAAAUAAGAAAUUGAGUACAGCGAUGACGAUGGACUAAUUGUCAGCUGGUGUAGUGUGAUGCUUCUAGAUAAAACGUGUCACUGCCCUGGCUUUAAUUUUGAACAAACUUUAUGAUCAACCAGGACACGUGGAACUUCAUAGGCCAAUGAGGAAUUCUCAAUGGCAGAUUACGGAGAUCUUUUUAUUUUGAUACUCUGCCAUAAACAUGUAUAUGGUGUGUUUACUGUGAAAAAAUGGUGACUCACAGUCCCACAUACUCCUUGAAAUAAACAAAAUACAGUAUUUUCCUACCUAUGAUGCAUGUUCAUGUAAACAAAGUACUAAAGAAUAAGAUGAAUGUGUGUUUAAAUGACAACUUUUUUAGAUUUUGUUGCCAGUGAUGCACAGUAAACACACCUUCUCUCUCUGUUUGUUCGAGUAUCUAACCUGAUCUACUACAGCUACUACUGCCAGCAAAUAGUUCCGAGUCAUUGUGGGCGAAGUAAUACUACCGAAUCACGAAUCCCGUUCGCGUCUCUUUACAUUCUCAUACUGAUGUUGUUGCUUGAUUGUGUUCAACUAGUGUAGAUCCAAACCAGUGUGAGCCAGAACUUCUCCAUAAAAAAAAUCUAACAUUUGCACCUCCACUGAUCAGAUGAUGAAGUGAAGUGUAAUCUCAGACGUUCAUGCACACGACAGCACACACCCAUCGACACAUACCAUGCACACAUUGACACACUCAUGCUGAAACACUCCGCUGCAGAAAAUAACUGCUAACUAAUUUGUCUCCUUCCCCCCAUCUCGUGCGCUCUUCUUUCUUUCCAUUCAUCCCCUCACUUUGUUUUGCUCUUUAUUUUCUUUUUUCUUCCUGCUCACAUUGUUCACUUUUCUUCUGGAAAAUGGCUGUUGAUAGAUAGAUCGUUUAAAAAAAAUGCGAAAAAAGAGAAAAAAAUACAAAAAAAUUGUUGUAAUUUUCAACGGUUGUACAUUAAUACAGAAAUAGAGUUACUGAGAGUUUUUAAAACCGGA